CACGAUCAGCAAUCUGCGAUCAGCGCAGCUUUCGUGCCCAACUCGUUGAACAUGGCACCUUCCAGGGCUCCCAGUGCGCUGCUAUUGCAUUCGCUGAGAUCGUUAGCGAUUGAGGUGCCAUCAUCCAGAGCUGCUCUCCGAACUUUCGCAACCACAAGCUCGACUCGUCAAGAAACCGAAGUCCAAAAGCCUUCCUAUUAUCACCACCCUGACCCAUCGACCGUCUACGUUCCCCGACUUGAGCGGAAGCUUUUGAGGGCCGGCCAGUUUCCAGUCGGGUCUCGAAGACGACGCGCAGCCCUCGCGCAAUCUCCUGGCAUUCCCUUUGAUGAAUUGCCCUACCAAUGCUUCCAAGAAGCCCGCCAAAUCCUGAUUGCCGACCGAGCAGAGAAGCUCAAAAAGAUAGAAACUGAGAGAGCUCGCAUUGCUCGUCUCCGGGAUGUCGACCCGAGCACAUUCCCGGGAGGAGAACUAUACAAACAGCGGAGAUUGAACAGCAUGCUUGCGGAGCUGGAAAGGCUCAAGAUUUUGGCUGAUAUCAAUGAUCCUAAUGUCAAGAGGAGGUUUGAGGAUGGAAAAGGUGACCUGAGCAAACCCAUCUAUAGGCACCUGGCCGAGCGAAAAUGGCGAGAAUACCCACGGAAAGUCCUCGUUCAACGGAUCGAACAGAUGAAUGUGGUGCCAGAUGUCAUUCCUAACGUGGAUCCUGCUCUGGAUGUCAAGAUUGUGUUUGGCAACAGAAUUGUACAACCGGGCGAGUUUGUGGAGUCACACAUCAGCGAAGCCCCCUGCCGUCUUACUUUACAAUCCUAUGAGAGAGGCGAGAAGAUGGUGACCAUUGCCGUUGUUGACCCCGACGUGCCAAAUAUAGCGACAGACUCCUUUGACUCUCGAUGCCACUAUCUGGCAUGCAACAUCACCAUCUCACCAACGCAGCCAUCGGUAGAUCUCGCGACUCUGUCCCCAGCUUCCCAGAUCCUUCUACCAUGGUUGCCCCCUUACGCGCACAAGGGCAGCCCAUAUCAUCGAUUGUCCAUCAUCAUAUUACAACAAAAAGACAACAUCCCGAUUGAUCUUGAGGUCGCCAAGAAAAAGAUUCAGCGGGAUGGAUUUACAGUCCGCAGCGUGAUGAGUCGUCAUAUGCUCAGUCCCAUCAGUGCUUCGUUGUUCCGGACACAGUGGGACGAUAGCACGGCUGCCGUUAUGCAGAGAGCUGGUAUUGAGGGUGCGGAUGUCGAGCUCAAGAGGAAGAAGGUUGAACCUCUGCCGUAUCAAAGGCGCGACACGUCCAGGAUGAGGGGAUGAAAUAGCUGAGCUCUGCUCUCAUAAGCACCUGCUGUACAAUAUCAACACUGAUUUUGCCGACUCUCAUAGAGCCUCGCGUGUCUUUUGGACCUCUUGGCAAUUGUCUGGCUUCUUUUGCUCAUGUCUAGCAUCCUCAAGUCGGGUGGGUGUCUUCCAAGGUGACCUCUCCUUCCACGUGUGCAUGCGAUCUAUCGCCAUAAACGGCAACUGGUUGUAAUUGCGGUUUGCGGAAAGAUGUCCAAUUGAAAUAUCCGUCGCCAACAUAUAGAGUCUUGCCCGUAAUCAAAGCCAUGGGCACCGGGCCAUAAAAUCGAG
Cladophialophora immunda is the source of this 1620-nucleotide messenger RNA. RefSeq lists its product as uncharacterized. The record is from RefSeq and is a predicted model, not a curated record. The transcript has 2 exons. The coding region runs from base 52 to 1305 and encodes 417 amino acids. NCBI's taxonomy places the organism in Eukaryota, Fungi, Ascomycota, Eurotiomycetes, Chaetothyriales, Herpotrichiellaceae.